Agrilus planipennis (emerald ash borer) is the source of this 694-nucleotide messenger RNA. RefSeq names its product iron-sulfur cluster assembly scaffold protein IscU (gene IscU). Gene Ontology annotation, cellular component: mitochondrial matrix; cytoplasm. The record is from RefSeq and is a predicted model, not a curated record. Lineage: Eukaryota; Metazoa; Arthropoda; Insecta; Coleoptera; Buprestidae. Gene Ontology annotation, biological process: iron-sulfur cluster assembly; intracellular iron ion homeostasis. The coding region runs from base 129 to 587 and encodes 152 amino acids. Gene Ontology annotation, molecular function: ferrous iron binding; 2 iron, 2 sulfur cluster binding. The transcript is spliced from 2 exons.
AAAAAACAUUUGAUACAUACUGUAUUUAUGUCCUUGUGGUGGUCAGUGAUGUUGUGUUGACUACUUUGAAAACUACAUUUGAAAGCUAUAUACGUAAAUUUUCGGUUAAGAAAUUAGUUUUUAAAAACAUGGCAUUAAGCUCUCCUUCAAAGUUUAUGAAUAUUGUGCAACGUUUGAAACUUCCGGCGGCUUUUUACCAUCCCAAAGUUAUCGAUCAUUAUGAAAAUCCCAGAAAUGUCGGUUCUUUAGAUAAAUCCGAUGAAAAUGUUGGUACUGGCUUGGUAGGUGCACCUGCAUGUGGGGAUGUCAUGAAACUUCAAAUUAAAGUUGAUGAAAAUGGCAAAAUAGUAGAUGCCAAAUUUAAAACAUUUGGUUGUGGUUCUGCCAUUGCCAGCAGCUCAUUGGCAACAGAAUGGGUUAAAGGUAAAACUGUUGAUGAAGCCCUUUCUAUUAAAAAUACUGACAUUGCUAAAGAACUAUCACUACCACCAGUAAAACUACAUUGCUCGAUGUUAGCAGAGGACGCAAUCAAAGCUGCACUAUCAGAUUAUCGCAUUAAACAGAAGAGCAGAACAAAAAAUGAAUAAUAAGUAACAAUAAAGUCUACAUUUAGAAUUGCGUUAGAAUUAUGUAUAUAUUUAUUGAUAUUAAAAAAUAGUUGUAUCAGUAUAAUAAAUAUAGCAGAUAUACAUUA